AUGAACACUGCCUGUCCCCUCUUACUGUCUGUGAUAUCGUCUCUUGUCCUGUGCUCUUGGGGUUCCUACCCCACACCGAGCACAUGCUCGGCUCUAGCCUCUGGAGUUCUCUACGGAGCUUUCUCUCUUAAGGACCUGUUUCCUGUGUUCUCCCCUGGCUGCUCCUGGACCCUGGAGAACCCUGAUCCCACUAAGUAUACCUUAUACCUGAAGUUUACUCACGAGGAGCAAGUGUGCUCACAUCUCUCCCCCAUGGUGCAGCCUUUGGAUCAUUACUUGCCCAAUCACACCUGCAGCCGGCCUGAGGAAGGGGCAGAGGAGGCCAGGGAACUCUGUGUUCCAAAUUCACCUUUCACUUUCUCACAUUUUGACAAGAACUUCCUGCGUCUGUGCCUGUCUGAGCAGCCCCUGUCCAUCCAACUUUUGCCCGACUCUGUGUUAAACUUUCGGUUUGUGGAGGUGUUAUUGGUUAACCAUGAUAAUUCUAGCCAGUUUGCCUGUGGAGUGCUUUGCCGUUGGUUUGAGGAGUGUUUGAAGGCUCGGGACUGGGGAGUGCUGUGUGCAUUGACACAGACUGGCUGCACCUGCCCAGAGACCGUGGCACAUGGGCGCAAUGACACAGCUUCUAAUGCCAUAGCCCCAGCAGGGCACAGUGAUUGUUGUGUCACCCAGCUCCUUCCAGGAAGCAGUAAUGAGGUAUCAUAUCCUCGGCCCAUCUCAUAUGGUGAUGACGACUUGGAAGAAAAUCAGAAAGUCAAAACUCAGAGGCCAAGGUCAGCAGAUGAGCCUGCAGUAUACAUGGCACAAACAGGAGAUCCUGCAGCGGAAGGUUGGUCGCAAUGGGGAGUUUGCUCCAUGACCUGUGGCCAGGGAUUACAAGUUAGAACAAGAUCCUGUGUAUCAUCACCAUAUGGGACGCUGUGCAGUGGUCCACUGAGGGAGACACGGACCUGCAACAACACAGUGCCCUGCCCAGUGGAAGGGCAGUGGCUGCACUGGGGUCCAUGGGGGAGAUGCUCAGUGACAUGUUCUAAUGGGACACAACAGAGGAGCAGGAAGUGCAGCAGCACAAGCCAGGCUGGCGGAGAGUGCAAAGGGCAGCUAACUGAGAACAGGGAGUGCAGUAACCCGGACUGCCCAGAGGAUGGAAAAUGGGGCCCGUGGAAUCAUUGGAGCUUGUGCUCCAAGACAUGUGACGGUGGUUUGCAGAGUCGUUACCGGAUGUGUCAGGGAACAGGCGUGCAAGGAUACCCGUGCGAGGGCUCCGGGGAGGAGGUCAGGACGUGCAAUGAAAUGAGAUGCCCAGCACUACAUGAGAUAUGUAAAGAUGAAUACAUCAUGUCUGUGACCUGGAAGAAAGUAGCUGCUGGGGAAAUAGCUUAUAAUAGGUGUCCUCCGAAUGCCACAGGAUCUGCAAGCAGACGUUGUCUUCUCAAUUCCCAGGGAGUUGCCUACUGGAGUUCUCCAAGCUUUGCCCGCUGCAUCUCCCAUGAGUACAGACACCUUCACCUUGCACUCCGGGAACAUUUGGCUAAGGGUCAUCGUGUGUUGGCCGGGCAGGGUAUGUCGCAGGUUGUCCAGAGCAUGUUGGAACUGCUCUCUACAAAAAACUACUACAGUGGAGACCUUCUUUUCUGCGUGGAGAUCUUACGCAAUGUGACCGACACAUAUAAAAGAGCCACAUACACCCCAUCUUUUGAGGACAUCCAGAAGUUUUUCCAUGCUGUCAGCCACAUGCUGGAUGAAGAGAAUAGAGAGAAGUGGGAGGACGCUCAGCAGGUGGCACCAGGUUCCGUUCUCUUGAUGAAGGUACUGGAAGAUUACAUCCAUCUGGUUGGAGAUGCACUGAAACCUUUCCAGAGCUCCAUCAUCGUCACAGAGAACUUGGUUAUCAGCAUCCAGAGGGAACCUGUCUCUGCUAUUUCCAGUGAUAUUAACUUCCCCAUGAAAGGGCGACGUGGCAUGAAUGACUGGGCUAGAAAUUCCGAAGAUAAACUAUUCGUUCCUAAGGAGGUGCUUAGUAUGCCCCCAACAGAAACAGACGAGUCUGCAUAUUUUGUGAUUGGUGCAGUACUGUACCGUACUCUUGGGCGCAUUCUACCCCCUCCCGGGAAUUCCCUGGCUGUCAGUUCUAAGGUUCUGACUGUAACUGUUCGACCCCUAACCAAACCAGCAGAGCAACUAGUAGUGGUGGAGCUGUCUCAUAUCAUCAAUGGUACCUCCAGCCCCCAAUGUGCAGUUUGGGAUUAUUCCAAAAGCGAUGCUUCUACUGGGAAUUGGGACACUGAGAGCUGCCAAACUUUGCCAUCUCAAUCGUCUCUCACCAAAUGCCUUUGCGACCAGCUUUCCACCUUUGCCAUCUUGGCACAAUUGCCAAAGGAACUGGUGAUGGAUGUAAGUGGAUCUCCAUCUGUGCCCCUGAUGAUAGGCUGUGCUGUAUCCUGCAUGGCACUGCUGAUCCUGCUUGCAGUAUAUGCUGCAUUUUGGAGGUUUAUCCGCUCUGAACGCUCUAUUAUUCUUCUCAACUUCUGCCUGUCCAUCCUUGCCUCCAACAUUUUAAUACUCACAGGACAGUCCCAGGCACUUAGUAAGGCUGUCUGUGCCCUCAUUGCUGCCUUCCUACAUUUUUUCUUCCUGUCCUCCUUCUGCUGGGUGCUGACAGAGGCGUGGCAGUCCUACCUGGCUGUCAUUGGGCAGAUGAGGACACGUUUGGUCCGUAAACGCUUCCUGUGUCUAGGGUGGGGGUUACCAGCUUUAGUUGUUGCAGUUUCUGUCGGUUUCACCCGAACUAAAGGUUACGGGACACCACAUUACUGCUGGCUCUCUUUGGAAGGUGGUUUACUCUAUGCCUUUGUGGGACCUGCUGCGGUGAUUGUCUUGGUGAACAUGCUGAUUGGAAUCAUAGUCUUCAACAAGUUAAUGUCUCGGGAUGGGAUUUCAGACAAGUCUAAAAAGCAGCGGGCAGGAGGUGAGACGUCCUGCAGGAACCUUCUGCUGAUUUGUUCUACAUGUGGAGUGCUGCCCAACGAGAAUCUUCCCGCGGCUACUGCCAGCAAUGCUGUGGCGUCUCUCUGGAGUUCUUGUGUGGUCCUCCCACUUCUUGCUCUUACCUGGAUGUCUGCAGUCCUAGCUAUGACAGAUCGUCGCUCUAUCCUCUUCCAAGUACUUUUUGCCGUCUUUAACUCUGUUCAGGGUUGUGUAAUCAUCACUGUGCAUUGCUUCCUGCGACGAGAGGUACAGGAAGUGGUGAAGUGUCAAAUAGGUGGGUGCCGCAAUGAUGACAAUGAAGACUCACCAAACUCCUGUAAGAAUGGCCAACUUCAAAUUAUGUCAGAUUUUGAAAAAGAUGUUGAUCUGGCAUGCCAGUCUGAUGAAAAGACCUCGUGGUACACAGCACAUGGAGAAACUGUCCUUUUUAAAGAGCUCAACACUUGCCACCCCUCAAGUGUGACAGGAGCCUUGUCCCGUAUCUCUCUAGAUGACGAUGAUGAAUUAAAGAUGCAUAAAGGUGGAGAUGGACUUAGCUUCUCACACCUCCCUGGAAACCUUUCUUCCGCUGGUGGCAUCCUUCUUCAGGUGCCCAAAAUCACACAUAAUCAAGUGAAUGAGCUUAAUGACCCCCUUCCCAAGAAGGAGAUCAACUUGGAGCGUGCCCCUCUCUAUUUAUCUCCAGAGGGCAACUUUUGGCCUUUGGACUUAGGAGAUUGUCCUCAGGAGCCCUCAUUAGAGAGUGAGUAUAUGGUGCUGCCCCGGCGGACUCUCAGUCUCAAACCUUUUGGCCGGGAACAAGGCAAACUAAAUUUUAAGCUUGCUGACCUGGGAAAAGGGCGCCAGCAAGGAGAUGCAGAAUGUUAUCCAAACUUCCUUUCUGUGGAUCACAUAAAUGUCAACCUUACCCCACCCUAUGUGCCUGCUCAUCACCAGUAUGGUUUGGCCUUUAAGCAGCCACCCUCUGUCAGGCAGAUACUAACAUCAGAGAUGAAUGAGCGCAGUCGUACCAUGCCACGCACAGUACCUGGUCCCUCAAUGAGUGCAGGCUCUCUGGAGAAGCCACACCAACCUGUCCCUGUAUUUCUUCCCCAGCGGAAACGACUGAGAUAUUCAGAUUUGGAUUUUGAGAAAGUGAUGCACACAAGAAAACGACAUUCUGAGCUUUACCAUGAACUCAAUCGCAAGUUCCAUACAUUGGAAAGGUACCGGGAUGCAAGUUCAAAGAGAGACAAGCGGUGGAGUAUAUCCUCAGGAGGAGCAGUGGAAAGAAUCUCAGCCAGCGAGAAGACAAGCCCAGCAGGACCCCAUCAAAAAGUGUGGGAUAGUUACAGAGCACGAUCUUCCCAGAUCCAUGAUCGUUUGGGCCUACGAUGUGUAGAUUGGGACCAGCCUCCUCGUAUUUCUAUGGAUAUGUCCGAUGGGGACUAUCAGACUGAGGUAUAAAGCACUUUCUUCCUCAUGUACAUUUUUCCUUGCCUCUUGGAUGUCCGCAAGAGUUUUAUACAGCAGAGAAGCAGAUACAUGGUGCUCUAGGAAUGGCGAAUGGAGUUUUACAUAACUGUUGGCAAUGGAUGUCCACAGGGACAUGAUCAAGAUGCACAUGGAUCUUUGCAACAAUAAUCAAUAAGUGGAGCCAGAAUUAUUGGACAUCAAGGAACUUCUAAAACAAAUUUAGAAACUGGCACUGGAAACAGGGAUUUGUAGCUCUUCAUGUGAAGAGGAUAUUCCCUGAAUUUGGAGAUGUAAAUCCAGGAUCACAAAUCACUUUUUCCUUUUUCUGUAUGAAAGAGACUAGUGGCUCAAAGCUACUAAUGUUGGCACUACACGUGUUGUCCACGUCACACAACAUUCUUUGUCCCUUUUCCUGGGCCUUGCUUGUCAAGUGACCACUUCAUUCCAGUUUUAUUGCCAUCCCUACUUUUCCCCCCGCUUCCUGUCACCUUGGUAUGGGCUGGAAGAGACACCUCCCUAGCCUUCACAGACUGCUAAAUGAGUUCAGAGGUAAGCCCGGCAAGACUUUGGAUGAGCCCCUUCUCUUGAGUCCUGAGGUUUCAUGUCUGCGAAGCAGAAGGAUAGGGGUCAGGCAGCACUGGGUUUUAAAAAUGCCUACAAUUUGUUUAAAAAUGAGAAAAAAUAAAAAAAAAAUCUUUUGAAACAUGAA
Bombina bombina (fire-bellied toad) is the source of this 5152-nucleotide messenger RNA. RefSeq names its product adhesion G protein-coupled receptor B2 (gene ADGRB2). Gene Ontology annotation, biological process: G protein-coupled receptor signaling pathway; cell surface receptor signaling pathway; negative regulation of angiogenesis. NCBI's taxonomy places the organism in Eukaryota, Metazoa, Chordata, Amphibia, Anura, Bombinatoridae. Gene Ontology annotation, cellular component: plasma membrane. The record is from RefSeq and is a predicted model, not a curated record. The transcript is spliced from 29 exons. Gene Ontology annotation, molecular function: G protein-coupled receptor activity. The coding region runs from base 1 to 4434 and encodes 1477 amino acids.